GCGGCACGAGAAUCUCCCACAUCUCUUUCUAAACUAUUUGCAACACAAACCACUUUCUCUCCACCUCCCUCGUACCUCUAGGGUUUCACACACUCAAAUUCGAUCUCACCACCCAAUCCAGUUCAAUGGCGGACGAACCAGUAGUCCCUUCGUCGCCUCAACAACCACCAUCUUCAUCCAACUCCAACGCCGCUCCUCUUGGCCACAACGUCAUCCCCAUCGUGAACAAGCUCCAAGACAUUUUCGCCCAGCUUGGAAGCUCCUCUACUAUCGAGCUCCCUCAGGUCGCCGUUGUUGGUAGCCAGAGCAGUGGUAAGUCCAGUGUGCUUGAAGCUCUCGUUGGCCGUGACUUCUUGCCCAGGGGAUCCGACAUCUGCACUCGCCGACCUCUCGUGCUUCAGCUGCUUCAGACGAAGCGGAAGCCUGACGGCACCGAUGAAGAGUAUGGUGAGUUUUUACACGUGCCGGGGAAGAGGUUCUAUAAUUUCAAUGAAAUUCGUAAGGAAAUUCAGGCUGAGACAGAUAGGGAAGCAGGAGGAAACAAGGGUGUCUCUGAUAAACAAAUUCGUUUAAAGAUUUUUCACCUAAUGCUUCCCAGCUGUUUAAUCCUAGCUGUCACACCCGCAAAUGCUGACCUUGCCAACUCAGAUGCACUUCAAAUCGCUGGAAAUGCAGAUCCUGAUGGCUACAGGACAAUUGGUGUGAUCACAAAGUUGGAUAUUAUGGAUAGAGGAACCGAUGCACGUAAUUUUUUGCUUGGAAAAGUGAUCCCCCUUCGACUUGGCUUUAUUGGUGUUGUAAAUCGUAGUCAGGAGGAUAUUAUGUUCAACCGAACUAUUAAAGAUGCACUUGCAGCCGAAGAGAAAUUCUUUCGCAGUCGUCCAGUGUAUAAUGAGCUUGCAGAUCGUUGUGGGGUACCCCAGCUGGCAAAAAAGUUAAACCAGAUUUUGGUAAAACAUAUAAAAACAGUGUUACCAGGGUUAAAAGCACGUAUUAGUGCUGCAUUAGUUUCUGUAGCAAAAGAACAUGCUAGUUAUGGAGAGAUUACAGAGUCUAAGGCUGGCAUGGGAGCUCUUCUUCUAAAUAUUCUUUCAAAGUAUUCUGAAGCCUUUUCUUCAAUGAUUGAGGGUAAAAACGAAGAGAUGUCAACAUCUGAGUUGUCAGGAGGAGCAAGAAUACACUAUAUUUUCCAGUCAAUAUUUGUCAAAAGUUUGGAGGAAGUUGACCCUUGUGAGGACUUGACUGAUGAUGACAUCAGAACCGCUAUACAAAAUGCAACAGGCCCUAGAUCUGCAUUAUUUGUACCUGAAGUUCCAUUUGAAGUUCUAAUUAGACGACAAAUUGCUCGUUUACUAGAUCCAAGCCUUCAAUGUGCAAGAUUCAUUUACGAUGAAUUGAUAAAAAUGAGUCAUCGAUGCAUGGUGAAUGAGUUACAGAGAUUUCCUGUUCUCAGAAAGAGAAUGGAUGAUGUGAUAGGGAAUUUUUUACGCGAUGGUCUUCAGCCUUCUGAAACCAUGAUUGGGCACAUAGUUGAAAUGGAGAUGGAUUACAUAAACACUUCACACCCGAAUUUUGUGGGUGGGAGUAAAGCUGUGGAGGUUGCCUUGCAGCAAGUGAAAUCUUCUAAGCUUGCAACAACAGUAUCGAGGCAAAAGGAUGGAGUUGAGUCUGAAAAAGCUCCACAAUCUGAAAGGGGUAUUAAGUCACGUGCAAUUCUUGCUAGGCCUGUUAAUGGAAUUGUCACAGAACAGCAUAAUCAACCAGGGUCUCGAGCAGUUGGUGAGGUUGAGAAGCCAAUAGCUGGAAGCACAAGUUGGGGAAUCUCAUCGAUUUUUGGUGGGUCAGAAAGUCGCACUUCUGUGAAAGAAAAUCCUGCAAACAAGUUGUUUAAUGAUGAACCUAUUCAGGCUAUGGAUCAUUCAUUUUCUAUGAUCCAUUUGAGGGAGCCCCCAACAGUGUUGAGGCCCUCGGAUGCCCCCCAUUCAGAUCAGGAAUCCGUUGAGAUUCACGUUACAAAGCUUUUACUAAGGUCAUAUUAUGACAUUGUCAGAAAAAACAUCGAGGACUCGGUGCCUAAAGCAAUCAUGCACUUUUUGGUGAACCAUACGAAAAGAGAGCUCCACAAUGUGUUCAUCAAGAAGCUGUACAGAGACGAUUUGUUUGAACAAAUGUUACAAGAACCGGAUGAAGUUGCUACAAAAAGAAAACGUACCCGCGAUAUGUUACGUGUUCUUCAGCAAGCUUUUCGUACAUUGGAUGAACUACCACUGGAAGCGGAAACAGUGGAGAGAGGUUACAGUUUGACAAGCAACGACACAACGGGUCUCCCAAAGAUCCACGGGCUUCCCACAUCAUCUUCAUCAUCAUUCUAUAAUGAUUCAUAUGCAGCAGCUUCACCCAAGAACCAAAGGUCAAGAAAGUCAACAUCUAAUUCAGGAGAGCUGCAAUCACCUUUUUAUGGGAAUGUAGAAGCCAAUGGAAAUAGUCGCAGUUCCCUACUUGGUUUCUAUCCUACACUCGAUGAUCAGUAAACCCUCUCCUCUAGUCCCUCUCUAUCUGAAAGAAAUGAUUCGUUUAGUUCCAGUGAAGUUGUUGAUAUUAAUUAAUAUUAAUAUAUAGAAAAAUAUAAAGUGCAUUGUUUUGCUGACAGGAAUAGGGUUUAUUUAUCUCAGUUUUGGAACCCAUUUAAGUUCCAUAUUUUUUUUUUCACCAAACAAAUCUCAUAGCGCAUUAGGAAU
Lactuca virosa is the source of this 2738-nucleotide messenger RNA. Lineage: Eukaryota; Viridiplantae; Streptophyta; Magnoliopsida; Asterales; Asteraceae. The record is from the annotation of a GenBank genome assembly.